This is a messenger RNA of Mesorhabditis spiculigera, 2388 nucleotides long. The record is from the annotation of a GenBank genome assembly. Lineage: Eukaryota; Metazoa; Nematoda; Chromadorea; Rhabditida; Rhabditidae.
AUGACACGCCACGGAAAGAACAACACCGCUUCGUCAUUUUAUUCUGCUGCGGAACGCGCCAAGGAUGCGAAAGCCAGCGGGUUCGGCACCCUUCACGCUCGUCUGACUGCAGAUUCAAUCAAGGAUUUCGACUGCUGCUCAUUGACGCUUCAGCCUUGCAGGCACCCCGUCAUCUCGCCAGAGGGCCAUAUCUUUGAUCGAGAGGCCAUGAUCGAAUAUUUCCUGGCACAGAAAAAGAAGAUCAACAAGUUGACGAAAAGUUGGGAGCGUCAGAUCGAAUUGGAAGGUGAAGCGAUGAAAAAGCAAGAAGAAGAGAAGCAAGUGGAGCGAGUUAGGCGACUGGAAGCAGCGACUGGUCUACCCGCGCAGGAGAGUCUCAAAGUUGCAGAAACUUCGCGGAAACGCGCCAUCAAUGAUCGGUUCUCGAGCGAGGUGGCUGCAAAGAAUCGAUACAUGUGCCCCGUCACGCACGAUCUUUUGACAAAUACGACUAAAUGUGCUUAUUUGAAGACCAGCAAAACCGUUGUGACGUGGGACGUUGUCGAAAAGCUGAUCAAGUCAGAAGCUAACUGGGUUGAUCCUCUAAAUGGAAAACCUUUGAAAGAAUCCGAUAUCAUUGAACUGAAGCGCGGUGGUACCGGAUUGUGCGGAUCUCCAGCGCAAGUGCAACCUCCUGUUCACCAAACUGCAGCCCCGGAAGUGCCGCAGAAGAAUGACGCUCAGCUCCCACCUCAACAAGCCGGAGACUCGAUCGGGAUGAGCGAGAUCGAGAGGGCAAUGCUCGCAACGUUGAGCGAGCUCGACGGCUCGAAGCAGUCGGCUAAGAAAGAGAAGAAGGACAAGAAGAAAAAGGAGCAACGACCCUCGAUAGACCCUGAAAACGUUGACGAUGUGCCGAAAGAGAUGCGGAAACGUCAAGUGGAAGUGUUCCGCGAGAUGUUACGGCUGAGGUAUGAGGAAGGCAAAGUCACGCUGAACGAUUCGUGGGAGCAUGCCGUGAAAUUCUUGGGAUCGGACCCGCGAUUCCGCGUGAUCCAGAAGGCCGCCGAGAAGAAGCAGAUCUUCUACGCCUGGCGCGAGCAGCAAAUCGAGCAAGAAAGGGAGGAAUGUCGCGCCCAGAAGCUGAAAGCCAAGAGGGACCUCGAGCUGUGGUUGCGUGAGCAUCCGAGGUUGAAGAAGCCAUUGAGAUAUCAACGCGCUGCCCAGCUUUUCGCCGAUGAGCCGCUCUGGCUGGCCGUGCCGCUCGACGAUCGCCGCGACCUUUUCCUGGAUGUUUCGCACGACGUUCUGAAGGAGCUGGCCAAGACCGAGGCACAGUUGAAGAAGCGCAAUGUUGAGGCUCUAACGAACAUUUUCCAAAAUAUGUCCAAAAUCGGCCUCCGCACGACGUGGGCCGACGCGCAGAAACUGCUCGUCAAGCAGAAGGCUUUCAUCAACGAUACGGAACUGCUGAAUAUGGAAAAGAUGGACGCGUUCGACGUCUUCCAAGAUUUCAUCCAAGAGGCCGAGAUUCAGCACAACCUCGCCAAGGCCCAGGGGAAACGGGUGAUGUACCGACACGAUCGGCGUGUUCGCGACGAGUUCCGCGCAUUUCUGGUGGAGCUGCAGCAGCAAGGCAAAAUCCAAGCCUUCACCCGCUGGUCUUCAUUAGCGCCAACCAUCUGCUCGGACCCUCGUUUUGCCGCAAUGCUUCUACAACCCGGCAGCACCCCUCUCGACAUGUUCAAAAUUUUCGUGAAAGAACUCGAGGAUUUCUUUGUGGCCGAUGCGCGGAUUGUCCGGGAAAUUCUGAAGGAGGGAAACCAUGAAAUUAAGGUUGACACGACGUACGACGAGGUGUUAGAAUGGGUACAAGCCGAUGAACGCCAACGCCUCAUUCCCUCCAACCAUUUGCGCCUCUACUACACGAGGAAAGUCGAGGGCGCCGCCCAGCGGAUCAAGGAUCGAGAGCGCGAGCAGCAGCGUGUCGUCAAGCGGAAUCGCGACCAUUUCAGAGAUCUCCUCGGCUCUCUCGACCCUCCACUGACCGUCGAAUCACAAUGGGCCGAUGUUUUACCCAGAAUUGAGGCGUCUGAAGACUAUCAAGCUGUAGAAUCCGACGAGCUGCGCGAGCAGUACUUUGCCGAAUUCCUGCGCCAGAUUGCUGAUGGAUGUCUGCACAGUCACGAGGGUCGAAAGAAGAAGAAGGAGAAGAAACGAAGGAGUGAUCGGCACUCUUCGGAUUCAGAAGAUGACGACGAGAAGGGCAAGAAGCACAAGAAACGCCGUGAUGAUGACGAUGAGCGAGAUGAGAAGCGACGAAAGAGGAAAUCACAGCGCCACUCGCGAAGUCGCUCAAGAAGUGCUGAUGAUCAUCGCCGUUCUUCCCGGAAGAAGCGAUCCAGCGAC